Molecule: messenger RNA, 2949 nt
Organism: Humulus lupulus (European hop)
Lineage: Eukaryota; Viridiplantae; Streptophyta; Magnoliopsida; Rosales; Cannabaceae
Product: pentatricopeptide repeat-containing protein At2g37320
Exons: 2
Coding region: 483-2093 (536 amino acids)
Biological process (GO): RNA modification
Molecular function (GO): protein binding; RNA binding
Source: RefSeq, a predicted model, not a curated record
AUAACUAUUUAUGAAAUGUGCCGUUUGUGUUUCGACAUUUCCGCUUCCCAGUCUUUUCUCUCCUCCGCCUCUUCCCGUCCUUCGAACGCCGGACUCCAUCCACUCGACGUCUCCGAUUCCGGCGACGUAUUCACCGAUGGGGCGACAAAUUCUCUGAAGCCGUGACUUUUCUGCGUGAAAAGGGAGAGUACCCACUUGGCUUUGAGAAUCUGUCUGUUCAUGGAACGUUAGUUCUUGUUUUGAUAAAUUGGGAGUAAGAGUUUCAAAGCCAAGAUGAGCAGCUUUGAAAGGACCCUUUUAUGAACUCUGGUUGUAAGGAUAAGGCAUAUCUACUUAUUAAACUUUUUCAAUGAACAAUCAACACAAUGUGAAGAAGGGUAUUUUGAAUUGUUUGUUGAUUUUCUGAAAACAACCAUUGGACAGAAUGUGUCUACUCAGGUUCGGCUUCAGGAGUUCAGAAUGGGCUGCUUAGCUUUCAGUUAAUGGCUUUUACGUGUACCUCUGAUCUUCACUUGUGUUUUUGGAAGAAACUUUCUUAUGUGUUGCUGCAAAUAAAAUUACCAUGCUUAAGGUCGUUCUCUUCUCGUAAUUCCACUCGUAGAUUUGAAAGAAGGAGAAGUUUAGAUAAGGCACUCAGAGUUCUCGACUUCAUUAGGCCCAAAACCAGUGCUGUAUGUCAUGAUCAUCGUGAAGGCCAUCUUCGCCUUAUUAAGGAUAUUUUGCACCCAGCUUCAGAACAACUUAGGUCCCAACGUCUGAGCAUUGAUUUUGGUUUUCCUGGUUCAGGUUCAUCGGACAAGAUAAUUGAUGGGUUUGAUAAGGUACUUGAAUCUACUUCUGUUUUUCAUCAACCUAGCGGUGGGAGUUUGAGGAUUGAUGCAACUGUUUUGUCAUCUGUCUUGAGUUCUUGUGCAUUCAAACGCGAUCAUCGUGUUGGUGUUCAGUAUCAUUGUGUAGCAAUUAAACUUGGGUUUGUUGAAAAUGUGUAUGUUGGAAGUUCUUUAGUCAGUUUGUAUAGCAAAUGCAAUGAGUUAGACAAUGCUUAUAGAAUUUUUCUAGAAAUGCCUAUGAGAAAUGUAGUUUCAUGGACAGCUAUUAUUAACGGCUUUGCACAAGAGUGGCAGAUUGAUGUUUGCUUGGAGCUUUUCCACUCAAUGAGGAUGUCAAACUUGAGACCUAAUGAUUUCACUUUCGCAAGUCUUCUAAGUGCUUGCUCGGGUAGUGGGGCCCUUGGACAAGGGAAGAGUGUCCAUUGUCAAACAAUUCAAAUGGGGUUUGAUUCCCACAUUCACAUUUCUAACUCUCUCAUCUCAUUGUAUUGCAAAUGUGGAACUAUUAAAGAUGCUUUUUACAUAUUUAGUACUUUAAAUACCAAAGAUAUUGUAUCGUGGAACUCCAUGUUAGUAGGGUAUGCUCAACAUGGGCAUGCUUGGCAGGCGAUUGGUCUGUUUGAAGAAAUGAAGAAGCAAAAUGUGAAAGCUGAUGCCAUCACCUUUCUCGGUGUCCUCUCUGCGUGCCGACAUGUGGGUCUUGUUGAAGAAGGUCGACUCUAUUUCAAUUUGAUGGUUGAACAUGGUGUAGAGCCAGAACUAGAUCACUAUUCAUGUGUUGUUGAUCUUCUUGGUCGAGCUGGGUUAUUGGAAGCGGCUAAAAAUGUCAUUGCAGGGAUGCCUUUUCCUCCAAAUGCUGUUAUUUGGGGAUCUUUGCUUUCGUCCAGCCGGCUUCAUAGGAGUGUAUGGUUUGGGAUUGAGGCUGCACAGAGUAAGCUAUCACUGGAACCAAGCUGUGCUGCAACCUACCUGCAAUUGGCAAACCUCUAUGCUAGCGUUGGAUGCUGGGAUCAUGCAGCUAGCAUUCGAAAACUGAUGAAAGAUAAAGGGCUGAAAACAAGUCCCGGUUAUAGUUGGAUUGAAAUUAACAAUGUUGUCUACAAAUUUAGAGUUGAAGAUAGGUCAAACACCAGAAUGGUUGAUGUUCUUUCAUUUUUAGACAGUUUGUCAGACCACAUGGGGACGGACUAUGAUCCUAAAAUGCGUGAGGAAGAUAUACAUCUUUCUCAUUUGCUCUAUUAUGAAGAUUGCUUUGUUAAGUAGCACGAUAAAAAUGCAAAACUUUGGAGAUUUACUCGUGCGGUGUGCCUUUCCAACAGAUAGCCAUAUGCUGCCUUCUUUCCUUUCAUGUCUAUCUGAUUCCUCAAUCUUUUCAACUCGAUACUGAACAGUCACAUCAAUCUCUGGAACAUAAAGUUAAUAAUUCAAAGUUUCAAACCCCACAGAGAGCCUCCAAGUUCCAACUCUAUUGUUUGAGGUACUCAGUUGUGCAGUGACAAUGUUUGCCGUCAAGAUUGCCAGGGCUAUCGUGAACUAACAAUACAAGUCCCCUUGGAAUUUCCUUGCACAUUCAGAAAGAUAGAUUAAACCAGUUUGUUGGACCAUCUAGAUGGAAAACAGUGAGUAAAUGUUAGUUGAAAUUAUAAGCAGAGAAAGUAACUGUCUUACAGACAAUCUCAACAGCAACACCUAGUAUGAUCAUAUAAUCUCAAUGACAUGAAAUAUUUCUCUGAUGGAGGCAUAGAGAACUUUGUCGAGACAAAAACAGACUCUAUGAUUACACUGUUCUUUACGUUCAUGGUUUCUUGUAACAGAAGCCCAAAAGUGAGGCUAAACAAAACAUAGAAGCAGGCAGGCCCCGGGCUAAGGCGGGCCAGGCCCACGCCUAGGGCCCCUUAGCCCAAGAGCCCAUUUUUUUAGCACUUUUAAAAAUACCAUAAAUUUUUAUAAAAAAGGUCUCUAAUCCCUAAUUUUUCUUAGGCCCAAAACUCUUGUGGGGGAGUUCUUCACAAACUGUCAAAAGUACUUCCCUUUAAUUUAAUUCUCUGUAAGUGAUAAUGUUAGACAUUAUAUAAUAAGAUUUUCCCAGGCCCCUCAUAUAUCAAGGAAGUUCACAUUU